AUGCCGAUGGAUGCCUUGCCGGCAGAAGUUCUUUUGGCAAUAGCGAGGCUGUUAGGCAGUGUCUAUCUUAGAAGCAAGAUGGAGAUACUUGUCUUGUUCACUACGUGGUUCGUGCCAGUUCCAAUUGCAACGCGCACGACAUUAACGAGGGGGCUCAACAGGUAUCGCAUGGCACGAAUUGUCGCAUUUGAAGAUCUUGUGCUUUUUCCACGAUGUCUCUUGCACUUUCGGGGAGCACCCAAAAUUUCCCAUGACCUCGUUCGGUCUUGCCUAAGAUCUCUAACCAUCAAUGGAGUAGCUUAUACAGGCAACAAUGAUGGAUUGGAAAUGUCGCCGCAAAACACUGCGUAUUGCCAGAACUUGGACUCUCUUGCUGCGUUUAUGCCAGGCAUGGUCAAUUUACGUACGUUUCGAUUAGGAUUACGCAUGGAAACAAGCUUGCAACUACCAGAAGAACAGAUUUGGCAGGGAGCAAUGAUCAAACUCAUAGGCUCCCUCCCAACAUCGGUCACUCGACUCAUCGUUCAUGUUGCCGGAUAUACUCGCAAUUUUCAACACAGUAGUACGCAUAGUGGUCUCCCAACCCACUUCAUGUGCCACCUCGUCUGUGCCAACGGGUUCUUGCCUCGUUUAAUUUACUUGCGUUUCCGAAUGCCUAUCACCUGGGAUUUCCCAGGAAGUCGGGUGGGACAAACCUUGCUGCUCAAAUUGAGCCUCCAUGGUCCGAGAGGAAAUAUGAUGGACCACGCACAAGAACGUGUUGACAAAGGGAAAGCAAAAGCGUACCUUAAUUUGUAUUUCUUAGAUGGGGACUUUGGCGUGUUCGGAGACGAGAGCUUCAGCAACCGAAAACGUCAAUUUCCAUCUUGCCUGUUAAAAUUUCUUGGGACAAGAAAGAUCGGCAUACCGGGGGGUCGAGCGACCAUCACAACGACUCUGACACAGACUCGUCUACCGACUCGGAUUCAGAAGACGAUAACGACGAGUCUGACUCAGACUCAACUACCGGUGGAGGCCUGA
This is a messenger RNA of Mollisia scopiformis, 1020 nucleotides long. RefSeq lists its product as uncharacterized. The coding region runs from base 1 to 1020 and encodes 339 amino acids. The record is from RefSeq and is a predicted model, not a curated record. Lineage: Eukaryota; Fungi; Ascomycota; Leotiomycetes; Helotiales; Mollisiaceae. The transcript has a single exon.